UUUAAGAGACUCUCAUUUAAAGGGACAAUAUUUUUUGUAGUAGGGACAAUAGUUUUUGAGGCACUCUCAUUCACUACCUCACAUUUGGGGCCAGUAACAAUAGUUUUUGAGGCAAUAGUUUUUUUUGUAGUAGGGACAAUAUUUUUUGUGCAGGCUUCCUUGCCAUUUCCAUUAGCAGAGGUAAGAACCUCAGGGGCAUCAUUAGUGACAAUAGCAUAUGGAGCUAAGGGAGCAAAAGUAAGAUAAACCAGGGAUAACAGGAGUAAAUCCAGCAGCAAGUACAGCUCCAAACUCCAACCCGUAUGUUGCCCAAGCAAUUCUCAAAGUUCUGGAUAUAUCAACAGCCCAAACCCAACACAAAAACCCUUAAAAUUCAGCAGCAUUCCGUGAGAAAAAGGCCACAUGUGAAGAGGUUGUCACUGUCCAAAUCACAGGAAAUAGCCUUAAUUUCAGCAGCACGUAAAAUUCAGUCCAUUGCAGGUCAAAACAGCGGCUCCAGCAAACCUUUUCAGUUCCAAUUUCCUGCCCAGGCACACAGCAAAGUAGUUGGGCAGGUUGGAGGUCCAAACAUCAGCUUUCCUAGGGGUAAUAUCCAGACAGUAGUUUUCCAAGAGUACAAACAUCAGGUCCAAACCAUUAUCACCCAUGGGCAUUGGACUGCUAGUGCAUUCAUAUGAAAGAUCAGACCAAAAUACCAAUUUAAUUUAACUGGCCACCACAUUGAACAAUCACAGGUCACGCACCAUAGCAAGCCAUCAAGAAAGAGCAACAUAAAUUGGUGCAAAAAUCCAGCAUCAAAAUCUCGAAGUAGUCUCGCCCAAUAAUCAACAAAAUAAAGCAAAAAGGAAAGGUCCAAUAAUAGCACAAAGUAGAAACAUAGUUCAUAUUGUGUACAGUAACCGCACACCCAAAAUCAGUCUUCAAUCACAAGAUUAUUCAUAUGGAAUUGUAAUCCAUGAUAAUACCUUGAUGGACGAUUUUCUCUAUCGGACAAGAGAUGGUGGUGAUAAAUGUUCUCUAUCAUACAAGAGAUGGCAUUGAUUUUGAAGAAGAUGACGGAAAUCAUCUCUAUCGGAGAAGAGAUAUUCUGAAGGCCGGGACGCGAUAGACCUAAUUGCCAAUUGGGGGCACGGGCAAUGAAAAAUCUGGAGGGAU
Messenger RNA from Cuscuta campestris, 1155 nucleotides. NCBI's taxonomy places the organism in Eukaryota, Viridiplantae, Streptophyta, Magnoliopsida, Solanales, Convolvulaceae. The record is from the annotation of a GenBank genome assembly.